AUGCGCGCGCAAUUGCCUGCAGACCCGGAAGUCGAGAUCGUAGAGUGGACGUUUCGCGCGCUUUUUCCUGUAGCCCCGGCAGCAGAUUGCGUGGAAAGACCGUAUAGCCUCUGCGCGAGAUCAACAGUGGGCAGCCGAGGACCAUCAAGGGGACAAUUGUUAUUCAGGGAUGUGGCCAUAGAAUUCUCUCAGGAGGAGUGGAAAUGCCUGAACCCUGGGCAGAAAGCUUUAUACAGGGAUGUGAUGUUAGAGAACUACUGGAACCUGGUCUCCCUAUGUGAGGAUAAUGUUCCUCCAGAAGCCUGGAUCUGCUCUGGAAUCUGUCUUCCUGACCUGAGUGUUAUAUCCAUUUUGGAGCAAAAGAGAGAUCUCUGGACUCUGCAGAGUGAUGUGAAAGUAGCAAACAAUCCAAAUGGCAGGGAGUACAUCAAAGGUGUGAAAACAGAGAAGAGUUCUAAAUUGGGAAGCAAUGCAGGAAAUAAGCCACUUAAAAAUCAACAUGGAUUACCUCUUCAGUUACAUCUGGCUGAAUGGCAGCUACUUCAACCUGUAAGGAAUAUUUAUGGAUGUAAGCAUGUUGAAAAAUCUAUCAGUGACAAUUCUUCAGUUUUACCAGUUCAAAUAAGUUUUUCCAAUGUCAAAACCCAUAUUUUUAAUAACUACAAAAAUGAUUUUGGUUUUUCUACAAUACUCCCACAAGAACAGAAAAUACACAUUAGGGGAAAACCUUAUGGAUGUAAAGAGCAUGGCAAAGUCUUCAGAGCGUCUUCAAGCCUUACUAACCAUCAAGUAAUCCAUAUUGCAGAUGUACCUUACAAACAAAGUGACUGUGGCAAGAUCUUUAGUAGCAAUUCAAAUCUUGCACAACAUCAAGGAAUCCAUACUGGAGAGAAGCCUUACAAAUGUAAUGAAUGUGGCAAGGUCUUCAGUCAGAAUUCAUACCUUGCACAACAUCAGAAAAUUCAUACUGGAGAGAAACCUUACAAUUGCAAUGAAUGUGACAAAGUCUUUAGUCACCAUACCUACCUUGCACAACAUAGGAAAAUUAAUACUGGAGAGAAGCCUUACAAAUGUAGUGAAUGUGGCAGAGCAUUUAAUGUGUGUUCCAGUCUUACUGCUCCUCUUGUAAUCCAUACUGGAGAGAAACCUUAUGAUUGUAAGGAACGUGGCAAGGUCUUCAGUCACAAGUCUUCCCUAACCAUUCAUCGGACAAUUCGUACUACAGAGAGACCAUACAAAUGUAAGGAAUGUGGCAAGGGCUUUAGUCGAAUUGCAUUCCUUGUAAGGCAUUGGAAAGUUCAUACUGGAGAGAAACCUUACAAAUGUAAUGAGUGUGGCAAGGUCUUUAUUGGCAAUUCACGCCUUGCACGACAUAGGAAAAUUCAUACUGGGGAGAAGCCUUACAAAUGUAAUAAAUGUGGCAAAGCAUUUAGACAGUAUUCAGAUCUCACUGCCCAUUUUCUAAUCCAUACUGGAGAGAAACCUUAUGAAUGUAUGGAGUGUGGCAAGGUCUUCGGGCACAAGUCUUCCCUAACCUAUCACUGUAGAAUUCAUACUGGAGAGAAGCCUUGCAAAUGUAACGAAUGUGGCAAGGUCUUCCGUCAGAAGUCACACCUUGCACGACAUAGGAAAAUUCAUACUGGAGAGAAGCUUUACAAAUGUAAUGAAUGUGGCAAGGUCUUCGGUCAGAAUUCACACCUUACACAACAUAGGAAUAUUCAUACUGGAGAGAAGCCUUACAGUUGUAAUGAAUGUGGCAAGGUCUUCAGUAGGAAUUCACACCUUUCACGACAUAGGAAAAUUCAUACUGGAGAGAAGCUUUAUAAAUGAAAUGAAUGUAGCAGGGUCUUCAGUCAGAAUUCACACCUUGCACAACAUAGGAAUAUUCAUACUGGAGAGAAGACAUACAGUUGUAAUGAGUGUGGCAAGGUCUUUAGUAAAAAUUGAAUCCUGGUACAACAUUGGAGAAUUCAUACCAGAGAGAAGCCUUAAAAAUUUAGUGAAGCUGGUAGGGCACAGUGGCUUACACCUGUAUUCCCAUUACUUUGGGAGUCCAAGGUUGGUGGAUGAUGGGGUCAGGAGAUCAAGACCAUCCUUGCUAACAUGGUGAAACCCUGUC
Molecule: messenger RNA, 2119 nt
Organism: Chlorocebus sabaeus (green monkey)
Lineage: Eukaryota; Metazoa; Chordata; Mammalia; Primates; Cercopithecidae
Biological process (GO): regulation of DNA-templated transcription
Source: RefSeq, a predicted model, not a curated record